Hippocampus zosterae (dwarf seahorse) is the source of this 4409-nucleotide messenger RNA. Its product is annotated as neuroglobin. The record is from RefSeq and is a predicted model, not a curated record. The transcript is spliced from 5 exons. Gene Ontology annotation, cellular component: cilium. Lineage: Eukaryota; Metazoa; Chordata; Actinopteri; Syngnathiformes; Syngnathidae. The coding region runs from base 1655 to 2134 and encodes 159 amino acids. Gene Ontology annotation, biological process: cilium organization. Gene Ontology annotation, molecular function: oxygen binding; heme binding.
GUGGAGGAGAACGGCGUUGCAGUCCAAAGGGGACAUCGUCAUGAUAAGACGGUACAAUGUUUUUGUGGCCUCCUGGCUAGAACACAACACCGUAUUCAAAUAUGACUCAUGUCUACUUAACCACACCAACAAUGGGAUAGGCCAACAUUUGCAACCAUCAAUUAAAAAAAAAAUCUCAAAACAUCUGAAACCAUAGAAUCCAGAGGGGAAAACCCGCAACAAUAGUACAAAUAACCAUGGAAAUGAGCCACAGAAUCUCAUACUUUAGGUAAUUGUAGAUAUGAUAUUGUACUAUUAAAAAAAUAAUAACAAUUGUGGACACUUGGUUAUCAAAAUAAACCUUUUCAAAACUCAAUGCAAGGCCCCGUUCCGUUACAUUUGACGACGCGAGCGCCUUUUCUCACAUAGCCUGGUUGAACUUGCGAGUCACUAUAGGCGCGCGGCCACCUAAAUAAAUCCUCGUGCAGUCACACUGACCAGCUCGGCGGUUUUUGCUGCGAGUCCACAGACCCACAUCAAUUGCUGUACUCUUGUACACUAGCCUCAAGUGGAAGGCUUUGCUUAUACAGCUGACAACUUGGAAUUUCAGAUGUAUUUUUUUUUUGGUAAAAAAAAACAACAUGAGAAUGUCUCAAUGUGUAUUCAAUCAUCAUCAAAAACUCAUCAUGGGCGAUACUGAGCGCUCCCUCUCGUGAGUUUAUCAUUCUUCAAAGCGACUGAAGUUUGUGUGACUUUGGAUCCAAAUAUGAUUGAAAAUCUGCCCGAAUGUCAAGUUACUUUGCGUUUAGAAUGUAAGCUACAGUCAAGAAUAGUAACCUUCUGAAAUAAAAUACCCCAAACAACGGCAUGUAAUUAUCUCCUGUCACGAUACUGUGAUUUAAAAAAAACGACGAUAACUAUUACAACAUAGUGCUUAAUGAUGUGCUGAACAUCGCAGCCCUUCCAUGAGCUUUCAGCCAUCACGUGACACGGCUGUCUCGGCUGCAUCCCCUCGGGUUGUCAUGGCAACAGCGUAUCCCAGGGAUGCACCUCUGAUGAAAGGGGGCAUGGCUAAAAACAACCCCAGGCCUUCCCAAACUGUUCCGGAGUAUUAAAAGCAUGGACCUCAGUGCAAGAAAUUCAUUGGCUCAUGCAUGUUGCAAUUACUACAACUGAAAGCAACACUGCAACGUAUUGGUCUCCUCAAAAUGGUGUGUUGUGGAAAUAGAAGCACACAUUUGAAUCUUGAGUUGUGUCACAGCAACAUAAAAACGCGUAAUAACUUUUUAUUCCCGAGCUCACCCGCAGGAGGAGCUGCGGCUCACUCGGCGAAGCCUGACUGGCGAGACGCAAGCCAGAGAUGCAUCUUCUCUUUUUUUUUUCCUUUUCUCCUUCUGUGGCAUGAAUAAUAACUGGAGAGAGAGCGAAAGAGAGAGCUCGUUGAGAGGCGAGUGGGGAAGGGGGUGUGUGGGGGGGGCGUGGGGGAGAGAGCAGCGGAGACAGCAGCCACAGUGACAGUGCACAAGUUCAGAGCUCAGACUUACCUUUUGGGAAGGUGCAGAAGUUUUGUCUUGAGGAUCUCCUCCGGUGUUAUGGCUUUGUCAGAACCGAGCCAUCUUGUCCUUUAGAGCUGCGUGUUUCCCCUCCAGAAGAACUUGAAGCCCCCCCGAGGAGGAUGGAGACGCUGUCAGGGAAGGACAAGGAGCUGAUCCGGAGCAGCUGGGAGAGCCUGGGCAAAAAUAAAGUUCCUCAUGGCGUCAUCAUGUUUUCCAGGCUUUUUGAGCUGGACCCGGCUCUUCUCACUCUUUUCCACUACAACACAAACUGCGGCAACACACAAGACUGCCUCUCCAGCCCAGAGUUCCUGGAGCACGUCACCAAGGUGAUGCUUGUGAUCGAUGCCGCCGUCAGCCACCUGGACGAUCUUCACUCCUUGGGGGAUUUUCUUCUCAACCUGGGGAAGAAGCAUCAAGCCGUGGGAGUCAACCCACAGUCGUUUGCUUUGGUGGGGGAGUCGCUCCUCUACAUGCUGCAGUGCAAUUUGGGCCAGGCCUACACCGCGGCCAUGCGUCAAGCGUGGCUGAAUAUGUACGGCAUCGUGGUGGCCGCCAUGAGCCAAGGAUGGGCUGAGAAUGGCGAGGACAAGGCAGACUGAAGCGCCGCCGCGUGAGCUGCUGAGCGGAUGCUGUCCUCUUCACUUAUUGUGGUUGCCAUGGAACAAGGUUGUGUAACUGGCAGCACUGUGGCUUUUUUUUUUUUUUUUUGAAGCUGCUGUACAUUAGCGGGGAGCGCAAAGCAAAGGCGAAUGUAUGGUGUGGCCACACUCCACCGAUCACAGACUUCGUCUUUGCAGUGGUGUUUCGCAAACAGGGUCCAAACCGGCCACCAUGAAGCAAAGCAAAGAAGCAUAAUGGUUAACUUGUAUAUACUGUAAUGCCUUUUAUUCUAUCUUCUGACCAUAGUGGACUAUGUGAUGUAUCCUAAAAGCGUCACUCAGUGAUGAAUAUUCCAUUUACGCUACUCAAAGUGAUACGAGUUUAGUGUGACCCACACGGGGCAGCUCUGGGUCAAAUUGUGACCAAAACAAAAUGGCAUCACUAUACUCAUUGAGGUGUGUUUUUUUUGUGUAUAUUAUCGAAUUUUUAAUGUAUUUAUGAACGCCUCAGAUCACAAUUUUUUUUCCAAUGGACAAACUGCCAACAGCUAGUGACAAGAACUGUUACACACUGAUAGCUUUCUACCAUAAUUUCUGACUGUUAUGGUGUCCUCGUGCACCUUAUUUUACACGGUGCAUGGCACUCAUUUCAAUGGAGGCCGUGAGUACGUACCUCAGUGGUCUUCAUCUGACUGUUAACAAACAAGACUGUUAUGUUCAGCGAAAGGGUGUAGUAGGACUUUGUUGGUGUUAAUCACUGUAGUCAGUGUUUUUUGUGAAUGCAGCCACUUAACAACUGAUGGUAAAAAAAUUUUUCGAUUUGAACAUAAAUGACCUCGUAAUUGAGUGUAAAGGGAUUUUAUACAUCCUAUAUGUGUAUCAUGCGCUUUUGGUCAACAGCAAAUUUUAAUCAGAGAUGGCUUGAUGGGCCAAUUGACAUAUUUGUGAUGCCGAUUUCAAAAAUGUAUUUUCUUUUUUUCAAGCGUAUCAGAUUUUUGAGAUAUUUUACCAUGCGUCGCAAUUUAUAGCUAUGAUGUGAAAGCACUACGUAAGUAAAGAUGAGUUGAGAGUAAAAGAAAAAAAAUCCACCUGUUGAUGAACUUAACCCUUAAUUAAAACAUAUUACGAAAUAGAUUGCUAUAUUACACAUUGUAUUUUGAUCGGUUCUGAAAACGGAUGGACAUUAUUAUUAUUUUGAAAAGCUGAUGUGCCAGAGGGGAAAAAAAACAAGGGCGGAUUUUGAAUCAACCCAAAAAAAAAAACAUCUAAAAAAGUUGACUUGCAUCUCUGAUUAAAAUAUUUUGUAAAAAAAAAUUGUUGACCAGUGUUAUUAGCAUAAUUGUGGUUCUGGAUUUCUUUCAAUGCCAAGUAUUUGAUCACACAACUGUAAAUCCAAGUUGCUGAUAUGUGGUUUUUAACGCUUUAUCUUGAGUUUACAUUGAAAAAGUUUAUUUUUAUAUUCCAAACUUUGAUGUAUAUUAACUCAAGCCAUUGUAGAUUUACGUGAAAAUUCAAUCUUAAAGACUACAAAAUAUACUCGUACCGGUCGCUUAAUUAGGUACGCACAAGCAACCUGGCGUGAUCCAAAACCUGAUGAUCGAUGCUGUCAAGAGAGGCUUUCUUUUAAUUAUGCUUAUCAUUCGGAAUGUGCAAGUGUAGAAGUUCUCUGCGACAUGCUGAGUGCUGUUCCUAAUAUGUUGCCACUCAACCGUAGCUAAAACAAGGCAACCAAAAUAUUAGAAGCAGCUCCCGGCAUGAUGCGGCGUCGUGCAACACUACCCCUAAACGACAACCAGAAUAAUAAACAAUUAUUUUUUUUGUCAAGGCAGAUAUCCAGAGAGUGUAUGUAAUCCCUGCGUUGUCCGUAUUUUUCCAGGUGUACCAUUUAUUCAACUGGCUAUGUAGGUGGCGUAUUUGUGGCGUUUCCUUUGCUAGCCUUGGUACAUUGCCCUAUGCGGGUUGCCUCUAUUUUCAAUCAUCGUUUUUACAAGGCGCCACAGACACAUGAUAUAUUAUUCCGGGACCAUCCGGUUGUGCACAGCGACACGGCCAUCGCUGUCUACCUCAUCAUUAUUGUCAGCUGCUAUACGGAUCAGUGAUGACUUCACUUAGUUAUCCUUUGACCCUCCCUCCCCUUAAAAAAUGAAACGCACAUAAUUAGAGUGAGUAAUGCCAGUAAGUAAGCACUCUUUGUGAACUGAAUUCAAUGCUACAGUUUCCUAACUUUUGUGUGUGCAUACUUAAGACUCAAUAAAAUAAUUUAUUGUGGACGUUU